AUUUGAUUCAUUUUAUUUGGGGGGUCAGUGCCAUCAACAAUAUCGAAGGAAAAAAAAAAAACUAGCCGGGGGGUAAAAUACGAAGUUAUUCAAUAGACUUCAACAACUACAUCCGUGCACCUUUCACUUUCCUUGGUCCCCCGGACCCAUCCGAAUACAAAAUGGAACCAAGCACAGCAAAGCGACGCAAAUUGGAUCACGCAGAUGGUGGGCCAACUUUUGAAGCUGCAAAUGCGACAGCUGCCACGAUGGGUUCCUCCGGCGCAAGCGCAUUUGUUUUAGAGACCGAAGAAUUGCUGAAGGAAGUGAAGUUCGAUUAUGGCAAGACCUCUUCCGACGUCGAGGAUGUUUUGCGACAGCUCAAAAAUGUCAUUGAAGCCGCCGAACCUCACAUUCCCCUUCCCAUUGGCGACGUGACGGCAAGUUUUGAAAAGACCAAUCGCAUCACCAUUCCUUAUCCCGAUCCGCAACCAGCGAAAGAUGCUCCCUACAAGCUUUCCUUCGAGAGGCCAGCUGAGGUCAACGUGGCGGGCAGUUGGAUCCUGAAGACUAAUACAAAGUCCCAACCGGAUCUGGCAGUUGACAUGAUUGUCGUUAUGCCUUCCUCCAUCUUCCAGGAGAAGGACUACUUGAAUAUGAGAUAUUUCUAUAAGAGGGCAUACUAUUUAGCUUAUAUUGCCGCUGAUCUUCGAGAGCAAUUAGGCGCAACCACCGAAUUCGUCUUCGAUCAUAUGCACGGGAACAUGCUAUUACCUAUACUGGUUGCUCGACCAAAGAAUACCGCGAACAGAGAUGAUGGUUCAGAGAUGUCGAAUUCCCGUCGCAAACCAAUCCCGGCGAUCCGCAUAAUUCCAUGCGCUCCCGAAGAUUACUUCCCAGCGGGAAAGCUCACGGCAGUCAGCAAUGCUAUACGGCAAGGCAAAUCCGAAGGAGGCGAGGAUGCAAAAGUACCUACGCCUUUUUACAACGCAACCCUCAAAGCCGAAGGUCUCUUCCCCUCUUAUUUGCGAUUACUCUAUCGGACUGUGAAGUCCUGUUCCGCGUUCAAAGAUGCGUGUGUUCUGGGUCGUAUAUGGCUCCAGCAGCGAGGGUUUAACGGCAAUAUCAGCAAUGGCGGUUUUGGUCAUUUCGAAUGGGCAGUCUUGAUGGCGCUUCUCUUACAGGGCGGUGGCCGGAAAGGAGAACCAGUACUUUCGCCUUCGCUACAUAGCACACAGCUAUUCAAGGCCACCCUGCAAUACAUCGCUUCAGCAAACUUGCAAAAGAAGGCAUUGGUUAUAGGCAAGGACUCUCACGGCCCAGAAUCUAUUCGUCAAUCCAUGCCAGUUCUGUAUGAUACUGCUCGUGGGAUCAACGUCCUCUACAAGAUGACGCCGUGGUCUAUAGCGAUGCUAACCGAGCAAGCUAAAUGGUCACUUUCUGCAAUCAACGAUAGUCCACACGACCAGUUCGAUCCACUAUUCAUUGUUAAAGUCGACCAACCAUUACAGACAUUCGAUAUACUUAUGAGUGUCAAACUUCCUAACUCGAAGGAAGGAGUUCAAUCUGUCGACCGCAAAGGAUUUGUGUGCGAUUUCAGCACCAAAUUAUAUAAUACAGUAAAAAGGGCUUUAGGCGAACGAGCAGAGUUAAUCCACAUUAGCCUCCCAGAGACAGGGACGUGGCCGGUCUCUGCAAAUAUUCCCCAAACGAAAAAUGCAAGCCUCCUAGUUGGGAUUAUCAUAGAUCCCCUGAAAGCAUCUCAGGGCCGUGACUAUGGCCCACCGUACGAACAGAAGAAAGAGGCGGCUAAAUUCCGCGAGUUCUGGGGUGAAAAAUCAGAUCUUUGGCAAUUUCCUGAUGGAAGUAUCGUCGAGAGCCUUGACUGGACAGAAUAUAGCUACUUGGGUUUUCCCGGAAUAUGCGAGGCCAUCAUACGGUACAUCCUGAAGCUGCGGCUACAGGUAGGUGAUGGCGAUCUAGAAUUCUAUGGACAAGAUAUGCCCAAAGUCAUAUCAUUUGCUCCCUCGGAAAAGGUGGCCUUCGAUGCGGCGAGAGAGGCUUUCGAGAACCUUGAGGGGGAUAUCCGUAACCUACAAGAUCUGCCCUUGCACGUAAAGCAAGUGGCUCCUAUUAGCACAGCUUUGAGGCGUACAUCAUUAUCUGUGCCAGAAUUCAACUUCAGGAAACCUUUACUACAGCCAAUGGAGGUCGUCGUUUCUUUCGAAGUAUCUGGCAAGUGGCCCGAAAAUUUAGCGGCCAUUCAGAGAGCCAAGGUUGCGUUCCUCUUGAAAAUUGCCAGCUCCUUAGAGGAAGUCAAAGGGAAUGUCAGGACACAUAUCGGGAUGGAGAACACCACACGCGACGAUGAGAACCUGGCAUUUUUAGACAUUGUCUACGAGGAUGGCGCUUCCUUCAGACUCCGCGUGUAUAGCGAUCUCGAGGAGGCUCUACUGGACAAACGUACAAAGGACCAGACGAUCGAGCGUCAUGUUCGUACUGAAGCUGCCGAACUACUCGCCUUGUACAAACGGAUGUACAUCAACUUACCACUCCACAACCAAACCAUCUCUACCUUCUGUACUAGAUUCCCCGCAUUAUCCUCCUCCAUACGCCUCACCAAACACUGGUUUGACUCUCAUAAGCUAUCAUGCCACUUUAACGAAGAGGUAAUAGAGCUCUUCGUCCUGCAGGCAUUCCUCAAGCCAUACCCGUGGCAAGCCCCCUCCAGCGCCAUAACAGGCUUCAUUCGAACGCUCCUAAUGCUAUCGAGAUGGGACUGGCGCGACGAGCCCCUCGUCGUCGACUCGGCGGGCUCCUUAUCGACCUCGCAACGGCUAGAAAUCGGUACCCGGCUCAAGGCCUGGCGCAAAAUCGACCCCAACAUGAACCGCACGAUCCUCUUCGUGGCUACCUCCCACGACGUCAGCGGCAUUGCGUACACGCACGACGGCCCGACCAAGGUCGUCGCCACCCGGAUGACGAGCCUCGCCAGAUCCGCGUGCAAGGCCGUGAAAGAAAAGAGCGUCGACCUCGGCUUGCGCAGCCUCUUCCAGUCCCCGCUGCGCGACUACGACGUCCUGCUGCACCUGUCCCCGAAGGCGCUUAAGAGCAUCACUCGGGCGGACACGGCGGCGGCGGCAGCGUCCAGUAGGCGCUCGCAGUACAAAAAUCUGGCGGACGAGACGGGGCUAGGCGCGCUCCCGCUCCUGGAACCGCCGGCCCGCAGCCUGCUCAGACAGCUGAGGGAGACGUACGGCAGCCCGCUGCUGUUUUUCCACGGGGGCCAGGAUGAUGGCGUUAUCGGGGCGCUGUGGAAUCCGCAGCUGCACGCGCGCGCGUUCACGGCGCAUAUGCCGUGUUCGCUAGGGCCGUCUAGUGGUAGCGGGAGCGGCAGUGGAAGUAUCAAGGGGGAUAAGGAAGGUAGUAUUGGUAGUGGUAGUGGUAGUGGUAGUAUUGGUGGUGGUGAUAAGGGUGGUGCUAUGUACGAGGUUAAUAGGACGGCUAUAUUAGCGGAGAUAGCGCGGAUCGGGGGGGAUGUUAUUGAGAGGAUUGAGGUGGUUAGGGAGUAGAAGUACUAGGUCUAAUAAGCCUGCGUAGAGGUAUUGUACAUACAUACCACAUACCAUACCUACCUCCUACCUCUCUCAGGUAUUUGCCUAGGUACCUCUAAAGGUUUAAGUAGUGGACUGGUUACCCGAGGUUAGGUACCUACCUAACGUAAGGUAAUUACCUAACCUAGCUGUACAUACAUGCGUAAUAAUG
This is a messenger RNA of Daldinia caldariorum, 3744 nucleotides long. Its product is annotated as Nrap protein. The record is from RefSeq and is a predicted model, not a curated record. The transcript is spliced from 2 exons. Lineage: Eukaryota; Fungi; Ascomycota; Sordariomycetes; Xylariales; Hypoxylaceae. Bases 162 to 3551 code for a protein of 1129 amino acids. Gene Ontology annotation, cellular component: UTP-C complex; CURI complex; small-subunit processome. Gene Ontology annotation, biological process: tRNA export from nucleus; rRNA processing.